ACGAGAAUGAGAACGUCGAGAGAAGAAAUAAUGCAAGCGGCGAGUCAGGACUGAAGGAAAGCUUAAUGAAACGAGAAGUGCAGCAGUUUUUUAUUUCCAAAGCAAUGCCUCUGUGAAAACGUUCGUUGCGGAUGCACAAGGGUUCUCUCGUUCUUGCGCACUCAUUUGAUCCUCCUGCGUGCGCCGCCAAGCGGCUGCUCAUCGAACUAGUAGACAUCGUGGAAAGCUCAUUGGGCCGCGCGCGGCUAUGUUCAUCCUGUAACCGUCUCGCGCACGACACUGGCAGUCUUCUAGGUCACCGGCCGUCAUGGCCGCCGCCGUCCGUCGCUGUCUCCUCGAUAAUCCCUUGUCGCCUGGGCCUCUUUGUCGUCUCACGCCCCAUAAAUACAUGGAAACUCAUAGCUGCGGCUGCUCGGUCACGCUUCGCGUCCGACCUUACCUUUCUUCUUCCGAGUUAGCUACGCUUCCACCAGCAGUCAACGAACCCUCACCACAACGUGUACCAACCUCCUGUCCUUUAACCGUCUACGCAGGUAAAUUCCCACUGGGGUCUGGCAGCUCUACCAACCCUAUGGCUCUGCCGAUUUCUUCAAUUACCAAGGACGUCAGGACCGGUUUAAUUGCAUCCAGGCAGAAGAUUGGUCCGGUGCAUCCUGAAUACAUUCUUACACGCCAUCCGUCUGUACCACUGCACUGUUAUGCUAUUAAAUAAAUUAUUCAGCUAAUUGCUGUCGCUAAGCAACCAACGUGGAACUACUACCGGGAGGAGUGAACUGUCGUGCCGACAAUUGUACAGUGACGUAUGUAUGUUACAUGGCUGGUGGAUAUUGUUACUGCACGUUGGAUGCACACGCGAUGUAUUAAGGAUGCACUUGUCGUUAUGAUUCGAUGUCAAAUCGUACGUGGGUCUGUGUAUUAAUUAGAGACUUUUUAAGUUAACGAAUUAUGAAUUGGAAUUGAUUUUUAAAGGAACCGAGUCAUACGAAAAUUUAGUUGGUUUUGUAAAAACGCUCCCGUAAAUUGGUCGCUCGUUACAUGAAUUGCAAUUUCCUAGAAUAGCUACGCAGCGCGAUACUCGUUCGGAGCGCUGAAGCGCUGCCGGCUUUUGCCGCGCGGGGCGCCCUUGUCGCUCUAGCUUAUUCAAAUGGUCUAACAUGUGUAGCUUCGCUCGCAACGCGCUGUAAGCCAGCGUAGAAUCUUGUCGCGGACAUUGCUAUUCGGCAUUGCUGUCGACGCUAGUAAAGUCGCUGGUUGCGUUACGGGUACGCGGAUGGGACCGACGAGUGAACGUAGCAAUUAAGAAUAGUUGCCGGGAGCAACGAGUAAACCAGCUACGAUUGAAUUCAGCGUAGUGUAAAAAAAGGAAUAGAAAAAUUGCACAAGACUCAAGACAAGAGGUUAUCAUCGAUUAUGUGUAUUAGCAUUUUUUUUAACUCCAAAAAUGGUUUUACGAGUCCAAUCGGAUUCCCAUAUCAACCUUAGAACUGUAUUCGGGGUAUGAAAAUAGCAGAGAAAAUUUUUAGAAAAAAAUUUGAAAUUCCGAUCGGUAAGGUAGAUUAUCGGUAUCCGUAUACUAAACCAUAACCUGUAUAACGUAUAAGGACAGACUUGAAAAUUGAGUCAGACUAUAUCCAUGGGAUCAAUAAAUGGUCUAUGCAUAUCGCGAUGAAGCAAUCCUUUUUUUUUG
Molecule: messenger RNA, 1687 nt
Organism: Cephus cinctus (wheat stem sawfly)
Lineage: Eukaryota; Metazoa; Arthropoda; Insecta; Hymenoptera; Cephidae
Exons: 3
Coding region: 308-712 (134 amino acids)
Source: RefSeq, a predicted model, not a curated record